Messenger RNA from Panicum virgatum (switchgrass), 1354 nucleotides. RefSeq names its product transcription repressor OFP8-like. Bases 265 to 966 code for a protein of 233 amino acids. Lineage: Eukaryota; Viridiplantae; Streptophyta; Magnoliopsida; Poales; Poaceae. The transcript has a single exon. Gene Ontology annotation, biological process: negative regulation of DNA-templated transcription. The record is from RefSeq and is a predicted model, not a curated record.
CGCUCUAGCUUCUCACUUCUCACCCGGCUGCUCACGUUGUUCUCUUUACUCCGGCCAUUCAAUCGUUUCCCCACGCUGUCACAUGGCGCUCCAUUAAUAUAUAGCACCACACCACCAGGCCGGCUCCUCCAGCUCCGAGCUCCAAGAACGCAACAGCUCGCUGUACACUGUGCCCGAGCUCGUAGCAUCGGCUAGCCAGUGCGCUCUCUGUGUGCGUGCGCGUGUGUGCAAGCGCGAGCGCGUACGCUUCCACUUCCGGCCGGCAUGUCGGGCAGGUCGUCCAGGAGGGGGAGGAGCGGCGGCGGCUUCACACUGCGGCAGCCGCCGGUGGUGGACGUCGGCUGCAACUGCCGGUGCCCGAAGCUGUUCUCCGUCUUCUCCUUGUCGUCGUCGUCCCUGUUCCGCGGCGGGGGCAAGCCCAAGUCGCCGAACGCCUCCUCCACGUCCACCACCACGGCGUUCACGGCCACCACCGCGGGCGGGCGCAGCGGCACCACGGCCACCUCCACCGACUCCUCCUGGGGCCCCGCGUCGUUCGUCGCCACCAACUCGCUGUACGACGACCCGGUGCCGGCGGUCGUGGCGCCGCCGCCGCAGGAGCGGGAGCAGCAGGAGGCAAGGCGGCGGCGGAGGCAGCAGCAGCAGCACCGCCGGCGCCGCAGGCACGCGGCGGCCGCCCCCGCCCCCGCCCCCGCGCGCCACGGCGCGGAAGACGACGGGCGGCGGGUGGCGCGCGAGAGCGUGGCGGUGGCGGUGGACUCGGCGGAGCCGUACGAGGACUUCCGCGAGUCCAUGGUGCAGAUGGUGGUGGAGAAGGAGAUCUACGCGUGGGACGACCUCAACGACCUCCUCCACCAGUUCCUCUCCCUCAACUCGCCGCGCCACCACCCGCUCAUCCUCCACGCCUUCGCCGACCUCUGGACCCGCAACGGCCUCUUCUGCCCGCCGUCGCCCUGCCAGUUCUAGGCUUCUAGCAAGCCAACCACCUCGCCGCCCAACGCGCCGCGCCGCGCCACGCCACGCCAUGCACGUACUACGCUUGCACACUGUAUUAACCACUAGCUAGCUUACUUCUAGUCUUCGUCUUACCACCACUACUACUAGCUACCUCCGCUCAGAAAUCGUUCCGCCAUUAACGGAGCUCGCAGCCGCAGCUCGCGCGUGACGGGGACACUAUUAACCGAGGUCCCGGCCGGCGAGCUGCAUCUUGCAUAGGUGCCAUGAGCGCCAAAGGACCUGAGCUUAUCAGGCUGACGAGCAGGAGAGAACGAAGGCUCUGCACGAUUAACUGUUGAUGCCUGCUGUAAUUUUCACCAGUGUAACGCAGUAAUUCCAUUUCGUUUGCAAUGCCGUG